CUUUGUUAGAGAGAGAAAGCGAGGGAGAGAGAGAGAGAGAGAGAGAGAUCUGGAUUCUGGACUGACAAUCCUAUCUUUCAUCACAGCGCAGACACUGUUGCUUUACAUCAUCAUCAUCACUUCAUCGCCAUCACCAUAUACAUACACAAUUCUCUGUACUUUCUUCACAACACCACCUGCACAAGAGGUGGAGGAAGUUUACUGUAUAAAAUUUUCUGGAAAGAAAGAUUUGCGAAUGAAUUCCAUGGAACAUUUUAAUUGAUGGCUACUGGUUUCGCAAUUCUCCUCCGUAACCAUCUUCAAAGCAGUUCUAACAACUGAAUUUCGCAAAAGGAUACACGUUCAGAUCGAUUAAGGGUGGUGGAAUCUAUCAAUUUCAGUCGGAAUUACGUGGUGAAUGCGCCUCCAAGGUUCAAGAAGAGGAGGCGCAACCGCGGUCACGUCAUCUACAUGGGCGGUGCUACUAGAUCUGGACAUCCGUGACGUUUCACUUUCGUUCUCGUUUCCAUAAUUUCCCAACAGCAAAAAUAAUUCAAAAUUUCCGCGACCUCACCUCACCUCACCUGACACAACAUCUGUCCGUUUUGUUUUGCCCUAAUUAAUUGGAUCCAAUCCAAAGGAGGAGAAGCAAAAUCUGUAAAUCCUGAUGGAGCUUCCUCAACCUCGUCCCUUUGGAGCCCAAGGUAGAAAACCAACGCAUGACUUUCUUUCACUUUAUUCACCUUCCCAGCAAGAUCCAUCUCCUACUCCCCCUGGUGGCUACCUUGAAACACAUGACUUCUUGCAACCAUUAGAACGAGUCGGAAAGAAUGGUACUACCAAAGAAGUUGGAAAGAAAAUCGAAGAACCACCACCGACCGGAAAGUCCCUUCCGCCGGCUCCGGCUCCUCCUACUGCGGUGGAGCACAUCCUUCCUGGCGGGAUUGGGACUUACAGUAUUAGUCAUAUUUCUUGUAUGAAUCAAAGUCAAAGGGUGGCAAAGCCUGAAGGUGUCCUCAUCGCCGCCGCACAAUCUAGCGGCAGUGAUAAAAACGAUGAAACUUCAAACUGCAGUUCAUACACAGGGAGUGGUUUUUCACUGUGGGAAGAAUCUACUGUAAAAAAGGGAAAGACAGGGAAGGAGAAUAUUGCAGGAAAUAGGCAUGUCAUAAGAGAUGGGGGGAUGAAGAUCGGAGGAGUGCCAUCGCCAUGGAUGACGUCAGUGGAGCGACCAUCACAGUCGUCAUCUGCUCAUAACCAUCAGAGCACGACUAUCAGUUCUCUCUCAUCUUCUCGUCCAUCGUCAACACAGAAGAAUCAGAGUUUUGUUGAGAUGUUGAAGUCUGGUAAGAAUACACAAGAAGAUGAGGAUGAUGAAGAAGAAGAGUUUGUUAUCAAGAAAGAACCAUCUUCACACUACAAAGGUGUUUUGUCUGUUAAAGUGGACGCAGCACAUAAUGAUCAAAAGCCCAACACCCCGCGUUCCAAGCAUUCAGCUACUGAGCAACGUAGAAGAAGCAAAAUCAAUGACAGAUUUUCUAUGUUGAGAGAACUCAUCCCUCAUGGAGAUCAAAAGAGAGAUAAGGCAUCAUUUCUAUUAGAGGUUAUUGAAUACAUUCAAUUUCUACAAGAGAAGGUGAACAAGUUUGAGGAUUCAUGUCGGGGAUGGAAUAAUGAACCACCAACAAUCAUGCCAUGGAACCAUAACCAACAAGUAACGGAAGGUUUUGUUGAUCAACCACGAGUCCAAAACGGUGCACCUGGACCCGCAUUGCUAUACGCUCCAAAAGUCAACGAGAACAAGUGCAUUGACCUUCCAAAAAAGGGACAAAACCUAUUCGAUUCCGACAUGUCUUCCCUUGAAACCAUGAAGGAAAUCGGUCAACACCCGCAGUUGACCAACAAGGGAUCUCCUUUUCCUUCACCAUUGCAGCCUAACAUAUACUCCCCUGGUUGCGGAAGCACCAGUGCCAACGCCCCAAUUCCACCCAUGGUACCCGAUCCAGUAAACACAUCAUCCCAUUUGCAGCAUUCAAGAUCAUGUACAUCUGACUGUACCCUUGCUACUGAUAAAUUAAAAGACCAGGAACUAACAAUCGAAAGUGGCACCAUUAGCAUCUCAACCAUCUACUCUCAAGGGUUAUUGAGUACUCUAACGCAAGCACUACAAAGCUCGGGUGUCGACCUAUCACAUGCCAACAUCUCGGUACAAAUUGACCUAGGGAAAAGAGCAACUAUCACUACACAUGAUUCCUCAACACCCGUUCUAAAGAAACAUGGAGUCCCUACCAUUAAUGAGACGGUAGGACGUUCACGGCUUGCAAGCACACGGGAAGAAAAGAGCGAUAAAGGACUGAAGAGGUUUAAGACUAGCAGAAACUAAAGGUUACUAGGAUAAACCCGAUUAAUUAAUAUUUCGUAUCAUCC
Molecule: messenger RNA, 2406 nt
Organism: Lactuca virosa
Lineage: Eukaryota; Viridiplantae; Streptophyta; Magnoliopsida; Asterales; Asteraceae
Source: the annotation of a GenBank genome assembly